AUGCCUUCAGAUUUGUUCCCUGAAGUUGGCUUGGUGGUGACUGGUGUCACUGCCUUCCUCUGCAUUUUCACACUGUUUCUUCUGACUCUGCGCCUACAUCAGAGGAAAACCCUUCCAUCCAACCUGCCUCCAGGACCCAGAGCUUGGCCUGUGGUGGGAAACCUCUUCCAGAUGGGGGAACAGCUGCACCUUUCCCUUACACACCUGGGGGCUGUUUACGGGGACGUUUUCCGGGUGAAGAUGGGUUCACUGGAAGUGGUGGUGCUGAGCGGCCUCUCCACUAUCCGGCAGGCUCUGGUGCGGCAGGGUGAGGCCUUCGCAGGCCGCCCGGAGCUCUUCACCUUCACUGCGGUGUCAGACGGCAACAGCAUGACCUUCAGUGAGAAGUACGGUGAAGCCUGGACGCUCCAUAAGAAAAUCUGCAAGAACGCCCUGAGGACAUUCUCACAAGCCAAGGCCCGGAACUCUAGCUCCUCCUGCCUGCUGGAGGAGCGCAUCUCUGAAGAGGUGCUGGAGAUGGUGGAGGUCUUACGGGAGCAGGGAGAAAAAGUUGGAGACGAGGGCCUGGACCCAACCGCCCUGCUGGCUAUAUCUGUGGCCAACGUGGCAUGUGCUCUAUGCUUCGGCAAACGUUACAGUCACAAUGAUGAGCAGUUUCUCACUAUUGUGAACAUCAAUAACGAGGUGCUGAAGAUCUUCGCCUCUGGAAACCUGGCUGACUUCUUCCCCAUCUUCCGUUACCUACCCAGUCCAUCCCUGCGCAAGGUGGUGCAGUACAUCCACAGGAUGAACUGCUUCAUGGAGGACCACAUCAAGGAGCACCUCCUCAGCUUUGAUAAGAACUGUAUUCGGGACAUCACAGACGCCCUGAUAGAGCUGUGUGAGGAUCGGCAGGAGGACAGAGACAAAGCUAUGCUUACAGAUUCGCAGAUCAUACACACUGUCAUCGACAUCUUUGGAGCAGGGUUUGACACCAUCAUUACAGGUCUGCAGUGGAGUCUGCUGUAUCUCAUCAAGUUUCCACACAUCCGGACCCGAAUCUGCCAGGAGAUCGAUGAUCAGGUCGGGUUAAACAGGCUUCCGACAUUUGAGGACAAAGCGAAAAUGCCGUACACAGAAGCCUUCCUUUACGAAGUAUUUCGCCAUGCGUCCUACAUGCCUUUCACCCUCCCACACUGCACUACUGAAAACAUCACUCUCAACGGAUACUUCAUCCCCAAGGAUACCUGUGUCUUUAUUAAUCAGUAUCAAGUCAACCAUGACCCGGAGAUCUGGAGUGAUCCCGAUUCGUUCCAGCCAGAGCGUUUCCUCAGCCCGUCCUCUCAGAUUAAUAAAGACGUGGUUGAGAAGGUGCUGAUCUUUGGGAUGGGGAAGCGGCGAUGUGUGGGAGACAGGUUCGCUCGUCUGGAGAUGUUCAUGUUCCUGACAACCGUCCUCCAGCGCCUGCACAUCGAGAGCGCCUCGGCUCAGGAGCUCAGCCUCAGCACCACCUUCGCUCUGACCAUGAAGCCCAGACCCUACCGGAUCAAGAUUUCCCCUCGCAGCUAGAACAUCACCGGUCCUACACUGAGAAAAAUGAUGAGUAAAAUUUACUUAAAAAAAGUUUCGCAAUUUUCUGCAUUUGCUUUUUUUAAGUAAAUUUAAUUUCAGAUAAAUUUAAGUGACUUCAACUCUGUUAAAGUUUACUAAAAGAAAGGAUUGAUUCAGUAAAAAUAAAUGAAGUAAAGUUUACUAAAAGAAAGGAUUGAUUCAGUAAAAAUAAAUGAAGUAAAGUUUACUAAAAGAAAGGAUUGAUUCAGUAAAAAUAAAUGAAGUAAAGUUUACUAAAAGAAAGGAUUGACUGAAGUUCAGUUCACUUAUUUACUCUGUGU
This is a messenger RNA of Astyanax mexicanus (Mexican tetra), 1871 nucleotides long. RefSeq names its product cytochrome P450 1A1. Gene Ontology annotation, biological process: progesterone metabolic process; hormone biosynthetic process. The transcript is spliced from 6 exons. The coding region runs from base 1 to 1548 and encodes 515 amino acids. Lineage: Eukaryota; Metazoa; Chordata; Actinopteri; Characiformes; Acestrorhamphidae. The record is from RefSeq and is a predicted model, not a curated record. Gene Ontology annotation, molecular function: heme binding; oxidoreductase activity, acting on paired donors, with incorporation or reduction of molecular oxygen, reduced flavin or flavoprotein as one donor, and incorporation of one atom of oxygen; steroid 17-alpha-monooxygenase activity.